Molecule: messenger RNA, 5457 nt
Organism: Bombyx mori (domestic silkworm)
Lineage: Eukaryota; Metazoa; Arthropoda; Insecta; Lepidoptera; Bombycidae
Exons: 4
Coding region: 136-939 (267 amino acids)
Source: RefSeq, a predicted model, not a curated record
ACUAAACAGUAUGAUGGAGGGGUAACAUCACUAAACUAAAUGUCGGUCGCUUGCUCAACAAACCCAAGUAUGUUUGUUUUCAUCGAAAUACAUUAAUUUUGUAACUGAAACCUUUAUUGUAAUGUCCUGCCGUACAUGAACACAAAGAUGCCUUACUACUGUACGGUACCCCGCUGCACAUCGAUGGCGGGAAAAGCCAAAAACGUAUCUUUUCACCAGUUCCCUAGAGACGAAGAGUUAGCAAAACUCUGGAAUAACAUAUUAAAGAGAGGCAAACCAUAUACAAAAUAUUCUAAAGUUUGCAGUUUGCACUUCAAACCGGAAGACUAUACUUUGACCAGCGUCGGAAAAAACAAAGGCCAAUGGAGAACAUUGCGUAAGGAUGCAAUACCAUCAAGAAAUUUACCGUCAGAUUCUCCACUUCCUUACCAGAGAAGGCAGUCGGAUAGCUGGUUGCCAGUCACCAACAGUCCUUUGGACCCUCAGGUUCAACAGCAAAUGGCGCAAGCUAUUUACAUACAGACCAUGCUAGCUAUGCAAGCAGUCACAAAUGAUGCCCCAAGUCCAAAUAAUGAAGAAACAACGAGUUCAGAAGAUUCAUAUCAACAGGAGAAAAAUGAUUCUGCAAUGCCGACCUUUGUUAAUGAUGAAACAAAAACGUCAUACAAAUGCAAAGUGUGCACUAAAUGCUUCAAGGACCCCGAUGUAAUGCUAUUGCACCAGCGGACGCACAAUAACUCUAUUAAUGAACCUAAUUCGAUGACCAUGCAAGCCAAUCCUAUUUUAGCCGGUCUCCUGAGGAAUAACAGCGAGACGGCCAAUGGUAAUCUCUUUGCAGCCCUAGCUCUCAAUUUGGUGGUCCAAAAUCUGUUCGAAGGUAAGAAAACUUGUGAGGAAUUAAAAGGGAUAUCCGCUAAAUACGUUGUAGACGAAACGUAAGGGUUUUAUUGUAUCCUUAAUUACUUGCAGGGUAGUCCUAUAAGUUUGUGAAAAUUGAGAUUUGUAGAUUUUAUUUUGUAAUGUAAUGAGAUAUAUCUAGCAACGAUUGACAAUUAGAGUAAGCUGAACGAACAAAUCGAUGGAAGAAAGCGGAGUUGUAGUAAUUAGAAAAAUCUAACCUUACACCGGAGCCAUAACAUUAUGUAUUUCAAAAUUGAUUUGAAAUUUUGUGAAAAAAUAAGAGUUGGAUAAUUGAAUCGUAGGAAAACGAGACAUUCGAAGUGGUAUUUUAUUUUUUUAUACAAGAUUAAAAGGUAAGUGAUUUAACCCGAAAUCCACGGUACUACAUGUCCGCUUUUUCCCGUCGAAAUGAUAUUCCUUCACGAGACGUAAUGGCAAAGUUGCAUCAGGGUCGUUGGGUAGGCCUAAGUAUGCGCUGAUUAAUCUAAUUUAAAAAAUGAUACGUUCAUUUUCAUUGUCAACGAAUCGGAGGAGUUCAAACUUUUUGUGUAACUACCCACCUUUUUAGUUUUAGUGAAAUUCGUGACUAAGACUGAUUUUAUUUGUAGAUUUAACUGAAAAUCACGUACGAGCUAGUGAUGUCGUUUCAGAAUUAAUUAUGUAAUUUAUUGGAAUCGAAAUGAUUCGUUGAAGCGAAAUUCACUCAGUACUUACAUGGGGCUAUGAUAUUUCGUGUUAAACAUUUAAAGAUCGAUAGGAUUAAAGUAUUUCGCGUUCAAGCCACUAGCGGCAAGAGGCUGGUUGUCGAUUGAGACCUGGAAACCUGCAUGGAGAUAGAUGAGACGACCUCAUGUGCCAUUGUUUGCAAAGGUCAUCUACUCAACUGCAAAGUUCUCGAAGCGACCUACUUCAUUGAGGAAACAGCACAAAAUCGCUUUUUUAAAUGAUAAUGGCCUUCGGAGCCUGUUUACAGUACAUCGCGUGUCCGGUUAUUGACCGCAAGUUUGGAGUAAUUACAUUGCGAGUUUUCGAAGUACGCCUUAUUAUCUGUCUCGCCAUUGGAAGCGAUGGUCUGACAACGAUUGUUAAGAAGUAGAACCUCAAUUCGGAGGUCUGUAUUCCAUGAGAAGUACUUAGCGAUUCUUUGAGAUAUCCUUCUUUGUCUGCUUCGUUCCAUUUUGCUCUCGAGUGGACUACCCUCUUAAGCAUCCCUGAGCGCGAUGACCAGCCUUUUAAGCGAAGCUUAAGGAGAGCUGCCUGAAGCACCGGCAAAGACCUGGACUCGUCUAAAUUGAGUUACAUCGUAUGAUAAUUAAAGACUAUUUUUCCACCGUCAUUUAUUUUUUUAUCUGUUAGGUAUAGUCAAUCGCGCGAAUAGAAGGCGAUGCUAGACUAAGUUUUAUUUGACGUCAGAAAGGUAAUGUAGCGAACACGGUAAGUUAUUUCCUACUUCUGCGGCCAAUUCGUCCUUUCUGGAUCAAGUCUAAGGGACUAUUCCAGGUACGCGCGGGUAGGUGAGCUCACGGGCUCAACUUGAGGGAUAUUGCUAACACUAGGCCUAGCAAGAGCAGUGCCGAAUUUACCACCGGAUCGAGCCCACUGAGUUUCUCGCCGGAUUUUCUCAGUGGGUCGCGAUUCCGAUCCGGUAGCAGAUUCAUUCGCGAAGCAGUUACUCUUGGGUUGUUAGGUCUCCUUCGCAGGCGCUCGGGCAGAUGUUAGCAAAUCCCACCCCUCCUGGCUGAGCCUUUGCUCGCCCACUUGCCCUGGAAAGGCGUCCAAGCCACCAGUAAUUUCUCAAACAUAAAAAAAGCCACCGGAUCGGAAUCGCGACCCACCGAGAAGCUCCGGCGAGAAACUCAGCGGGCACAUUUUUCGUGUUCUCGAUUAUAAGUUCCGAGUUACGAGAGAACGUGACGAUUCAUUGCGAUACGAAAGUAUUCAUUCGUGCUACUGAAAUUAAUUCUUUUUACGGCCGGUAGGGGGCGCUGCUUAAACCCUAUAAAUAUUUUUUUUUUCUCGAUAGCGAUUUGAAUAAUUUUUCGAUAGUCAUUCGUGCUCACCAAACGGCAAAACGAAUAAUAUCGAUAUUUGUCUCUAAACGUUUUUUAAAAUUUUAGUCUUAAAACAUAGUGCCUUAGAACUUAAAUUGUAUUGAUGGACUCGUAAUGAAUAAGUUAGUUUAUGGAAGCGUUUUUUUUUUUCGGUUACGUGUAGAGGGAUAGGUAGAUUGCUCAGUGAUGGAUUUAGGUUUGACGCUGCCAUAAGGAUUGUUUAUUGCGCCGCCCUUAAUGUUAGAAUACAUUUUAUUAAUUUUAAUCUAAUAUUUAUAUUUUAAACCAGCAACCCGCUCUCGCUUCGCUUCGGAAACAUUAAAUUUUAUUAUUAACUAGCGACCCGCCCUCGCUUCGCUUCGGAAAUAUUAAAUUUUAUUAUUGAUAGCUGAGUCCCGCGAUGUUACCCGCGGUUAUUGUCGUACCGCGGGGGACGCCGCGGGGCGAAGCCACUCUAAAAAAAAGUAGCCUAAGUUACUCCUUAUAUCAUCAGCUACCUAUCAGUGAAAGUCUGGUCAAAAUCGGUCCAGCCGGUCCAGAGAUUAGCCGGAACAAACAGACAGACAAAAAUUGUAAAAAAUGUUAUUUUGGUUUAUCUACCGUAUAUAUUAUAUUCAUAUGCAUUUAGUAAAAAGCGGGUAUUUCAAUAUUAUAAACAGACACUCCAAUUUUAUUUAUAUGUAUAGAUUUAAAAAAACUUAUUUUUUUAUCUAAAGUAAACAAUCUGAACUCAUUUACAAAGGAAACUGUCUUGACUUUAUCAUCGUCUCUGAACGUUAGGCGUUUUAAAAGUUUUCCCGCUCAAAUCAUGUCCGCGGGCCUCAAGGGUCUAUGCGUAAAUCCAUCACUGAGUCCGCUAUGGGUUUGAAAUGAUGUUUGAUAUUUUUAUUGUUCCACAAUAGUAGGAAGCUUCGGUUUUCGCGAUACGUCAACGCAAUUAAAAACAUUUUUACGGUUUAAAUUCGAGUUUGAUUGUUUAAACAUUUAUUCGAAAUAUCGCGAGGAGGAAAGUUUUUCCUUACCGAGGGGUGAAAGCUUUUUUUUUCGGUAAAAACAAUGCAUUAUGUUAGUAUUACAAUCUAUAUUAGUAACUUAAAAAUAACAUUAAUAUCUGACGCUAUUUAUUACUAUACAAGCGGUCCGCUCCGGCUACGCUCGGGUCUUUAACAAAAAAUUCAACGAUAGUGACGUUGUUUUAUUUUUUUAAAUAAAAGAACACUUAAUGCGGCAUAACUAUAAUUGUUAGAUAUAUGCUGUCGCGACACUUUUUGUAAUAAUAAUGUGUUCUACAAAGUCGUAGUACAUUAUUUUAUUCUAUCGUCAAUAGUUUUCGCUGGGCACGCGAUGUAAAGAAUAUUUUAGGUAAUUUUUUUACACCUUGGGUUACGUUAUUGGAGUUUUAGUAAAGAUUCCAAAUUCAAUUCAAAUCGAUUUAAAAAAAGAUUCUAGCCUAUGUCACUCGGGAAUAGUGUAGCUUCCAAACAGUGAAAGAAUUUUUCAAAUCGGUUCAGUAGUUUCAGAGACUAUUCAAUACAAACAAAAAAAUAUUUCCUCUUUAUAAUAUUAGUAUAGAUUUUUGAGUCUUUGCUGCAGACUAUUUGAGGUUUGACGACGUCUGACGCUGACGCGCAAAAGUGGCCUAAGCUUACCGUAGUUAUUAUGGAGCAAUGAGGUUUAAGUUUUCAUGGAUUUAAUUUGAGUAGGCAAAAAACCAACCUUACAAACUUAAAAACCACACGUUACCCAACAAAACUUAAACCAAAUAAAUAGCCUUUCACCCCUCGAUUUGAAUAUUGCGAAAAACAAAUAUAUUUACAGACCUCACCAACAUCAUCAUGACGUCCGGCUGUAAUAGACGCGUGACCUUUAGUGUUUUUAAUUAAAAACCUUAAUUAUAAUAGACCAAUAAACAAAUAAAUAAACACGUGAAAAUAAUAUGAUUAAUGUUGAUAUUGUCUCGAAUUUUCUAUUGAAGUUUCCAACCACACUGCGUUCGAGAAAUUAAUACUGUAAGAUAUUAUAUUUUAUUAAAACACCAUCUUCUGUGUGUUCUCAAUAGAUGUAUAUAACAAGAGGGGGAAAAGCGAGUGUCCUAGUUGAACUCUUUGAGGUUAGGCGGAUUACAAACUGUUCCAUGUAUUGCUUAGUUUUCUGAAGUCCUUGCACUGAUUGAUCUUGGUAAAAUGAAUUUUAUGUUUUAUCGUAUUUUCAGUAAGGGUUUAUUCAAAAUGCAGUUAAUGUGUUUUCUUUUCCUGAAAAAUCGUGGGCCCCAAAGAGUUGAGCGGGAACUCGUUGUGAUUAAUAUAAGAAUAUUCAAUCUUUAUUUAGGAUCGUUUAUUAAUUAUACAUCACGAAUAUUGUAUUUGUAAUAUUAAACAAAUUUGAUAGAUACUUUUGUAUUGUAUACAGUAUUUCGAUAAGACUGCCUUUAAUUAUUGUUCUUUUCAAUUUUUGAUCUCCUUUUAAAAAAAAAACAAUUGUAAUAAAUAAAAUGUAACCAAAAUUA